GAGGGCGCCUGCCGGAGCGUAGUGCAGUGGAUAGAGGGGGACGCCGCCCGUUUGCGCGCCCGCCUGCCGGGGACUCGCUGGUUCGAGACCCGCCAGCCGCCCUCCUGGCAUGGCUUCGCUGCUGGGCUCAUACGCCUGGUCCGAGAGACUGGAGUGCUCCGCGCUGGAGCUGCCCGACGGGGGCGCAGCAUCCGCCGGCGCCGUCGGAGGGAGCCGGCCCGAGAAAGGGUCCCCCGAAAGCCGCAUCCGACGCCCCAUGAACGCCUUCAUGGUAUGGGCCAAAGACGAGAGGAAGCGAUUGGCUGUCCAGAACCCGGAUCUGCACAACGCCGAGCUGAGCAAGAUGUUGGGUAAGGCAGACGCGGGAAUGAGCGCGCGCGCAAGGAGUGCGGGAAAGAGCGCAUCUCGCCAUUCGAGUUUUGUUUUUUUAAAAAAAAGUUUUCAGGUUUGAUUACUUUUUUAAAGCUUUAACAUUCGGUUCUGUGUUUUUAGAUCUCUCAGUUUGCUUUGCAGGCCGUCUGAUUUAGCCGGCGCUCUGUGCGUAAAAAUCCUUUCUGCGCGUAAAAAUCGGUUCAGGGCGCGGGGUGACUGCCCAAAGGCACUGAGAUCGCGGCGUUUAACAAGGAGGAAAGGCCUGAUCCGGCCGCAGUUCAGCAACCUCUAAGCCCGUUGAGGUUUACUUGGUGGUCCGUUCCCGAGUUCCCAUCAAAAACACCGACAAAAGAGCCCCGGGUUUGGCUGUCGCUUUGGAGUCAAUGGGGACUUUGGAGUGAUGGGGUUUGGUCGGCGCGCUCAGGAGUCGCUCCGAAACGGGUCCCUUUCCAAUGGAAGUUCUUAGGUGGGGAAAAUCCAUCCGUCAGCUGCGUUUUGCUCAACCUAUCGGAUCGGGGCCCUCAGUAUCUCGGAAUCGGGAAAAGCCGGUGAAAAGGAAUAAAGUCACUUUCUUUUUCACAAAAGAUUUUCAUUAUCAGAUUUCGUCAUCUUUUUUAAAAAAAAAAGUGGGGGGAAGCGCGAGGAUGGUGGGGUUUUUUUGCACGCGUCUCCCUAUUUUUUAUUCUUUAUUUUGCUUAAAGCUACUUUAAAACCGUGCGAAAGUUUAAAAGAUGCCUCCCUAAUUCCCCACCCCCACCCCAAUAAAAUUAAAGCUAAAUAAAUAAAUGACCGUGCUUUUUUAUGAUUAAGAGCUCACCUUUGCAAAUAACCCGUUGGGCAGAAUGAGAUCAGUUUUCCCGGAAUAAAGGUGAGGGGGAAAGGCCUAAAAAUUAUUGCAAACUUGACGUGUCGCAAAUGCACACAAUAAAUCCGGGGGGAAAUGUUUUUUUAGCUAUGUUCUGUAUGUAUUGUUCUGAAAAGUGUCAACGACCUAAUACUGUAUAAACAAUAUCGUACAUAUUUUAGGGGAGGUGCUUGGAAAACUUUGAAAGCUCUCUGUUUUCUUCCCGAAGUAGUAUUAAAGGGCAGGAGGGAGGAAUAGCUAUACAUAACACCACUUUUAUUUUUAUCUAGGAAAUUAAAUUACAGCUUUAUUUAUUUUUAAAUAAAUGAAUAGGGCAUUUAAAUUUGGUUUUAAUGUUGGAUACGGCACACCAAGAAGAAUACUGCUGGAUAUAUAUAUAUAUAUUUUAAGGAAUGAAGGAUAUUUAAAUCAUGUAUAAUUAAAUAAAAAACAACACAACAGCUGUGAUGUACUUAUUCAUAUUUGUAUAGUCGUUGUUUAUUAAACUCAUGAGUCCCUCAAGUAACCAAAAAGGUCUCCAAGCCACUGGCAACAUAUUUAAAAACAUAAAGAAAGAGUAAAUAUUAUACUAAAGUAUAGACACAUUUACACAGAAAUGGAUGUAAUGAUAUAAAAAAAAUAAUAAUACACAAAGCAACCCCCAAUGAUAGCAGCAAAACAAAACAAAAACAAAAACACACAUUAAGAACAAGGAACAGCAAAGUGUCAAACAAAAGUAUAAGGAGAAAAGGUAGCAUCUCCAGGUAUUAUUUUUAUUUUUUUAUAUGAGCACUACAUGUUAAUAAAUAUUUAUUUAUCAUCUUCCUAGCCAUGUUCUACAUAAAAAGUGCCUAAAGCAAUACACUGUGCUAAAACAUUUUUUUAAAAAAAAUAAAAGUUCAACAGCAAUAAGGACAAAAAACACUUAUAAAAUCAAGAUAGCACAAACAUAUUCAACACUUAAAGAAAUUCAGCACAUCCCGUAUCAAGCACAAAUACCAAAGGUUUGUUACACCCGCAAUUGCUUGAUCUGAAUUCGUUCUUUUUCUGGGGAGGUGCAGAGAGACACUUUCCCUUUCAAAACAAUAAUUUUAUUUACAAUAGAAUUUGGGAUCAAUUUAAAAUCACAUGUGGGAAAGUGGUAAUGAGUAGCUAGCUUGCAGUUUUCAGCGCUGAAUACUUUUCUGCAGCUCUAGAUGUAACCAUUUAAGCCACUUAUCCUGAGUUUAUGUGUCCGUUGGAAGCAAAUUCCACUGAAAGGUGCAUUAAGCGUUUAGUCGGAACCAGUUUUAAAUAGAGCACAAGGAACAUUUAAAUAUUUGCAUCAGUAUUUCAGGUUUGCGCUGCCUCACCCUGACCAGGCUGACUUAGAAAUAAAUGCCUCUGAUUUCAAUUGCAUUUACUUCCAAGUAAGCGUAUGUAAGGUUACAGCCGUAACUUGCUACGGGGUUGUGCAAGGGUAAUCUGCAGGAAUAUCUGUCCUUGAAAACAUUUUUAUGCCCGUGAUGCUUUUCAUUUGAUUUCUCAAAUGCUGGAAAUUCAGCCCAUUUUCUUGGCGAUCUUCAUAACUAUACAAACCUCUGUCCCACAGGUGAAGAUCCUUUACCUGUAAAUUAGGCUGCUGCCCCUUUCUCCCCACCUGUCCCCAGAUUUUCAGCACCCUCUUGAAAGAUGCUGUGCUCACAGUACCCAUUGGGUUGCAAUGCUGUGUUAGUUUCAUGUAAGAGGCGAUGCAUCGAAAUUAGCAGACGUCGCUUACUUAAAGGUCCAUGAAUUUCAGUGGGACUUCUUCAACUAAAACUUACUUCAAUACAACCCACUUUCCCAAGCAUGAUUACAGCAGAGAUUUAUAUAAGGUUCGGCCACAUCGGAGGUUCCACGUUGAACCCCUUUCCUAAAAAUUCCUGCCCUGGGUUUUCCUUUAUCACAGCUGCCACGCAGCGCCUUGACAUUUCCCUCAAGCUCGGGCGUCAUGACCCCAAGAUCUCUUUCCUGCGUAAUCACUGCCAGUUCAGUGUAUUGUUUUCAUUUAGGGUUUGGUUUUAUUUUCCUCCAUUGUGGAUCACUUUACAGCUCAGGGUGCUGAAUCUCCUGAAGUCCCAUUUUGCUGCCUGUUUCCCCAGUUUGGAGAGAUCUUUUGGGGGCUCUUUGUGGUCUGUUCAUGGUUUCGCGCUCCUGAGUCACUUAAUGUUGUCUGCAGACCUGAUUCCCACACCGUUCGACUCCUCGUUCUGCUCUCCAUCACGCUGUGUUACGGAGGAUCAAGCCCCAGUAACAAUCUCUGCAUCCGAAGGAAAUUCCAUCAAUAGGAAUACCUUGGAACACUGGGAAUUCUACAGUUUUUUGGUUUUGAAAACAAGAUCCCCCCAGAGUCUGUGACCAGACACUCUUAUGCUGGUGAUAAAUGAUACAAGCUGGACUUCAUCUGCAUUUUACAUUAAUUAAUUUGCAGGUUCUAGAAGAAUAGCUGCGCAGGAGCGAAAAGGGCUGAGGAGUUAACAAGGUUUUCAUUUCUGUGGCACUUAUCAUUUCCAUUGGUAGACAGCUUGCUAUCUGAGAUCUCAAAGAGUAGUUUGCAAUAGAUAAAGAAGUACAAACACAGUAAGUGCCAUGAAAUCCAUAUUAUUAUUAUUAUUUAUUAAGUGUAAAUCAAACGAUCUGCCAGACAAAAAUAUAUAAACAAUAUCCUUGCGCAGAAACACAAAAUUAAUACCAACACAAAAUCAAUACAAAAAUCAGAGAUCCUUACAAAGCAGCGUAAUGCAAAAUUUCAAACAACGUAACAUGCAAUAUUCACAUGACCUCUCAACCUCACUCCCUUUCCGUUCCUUGCAACCACUUUCCUCGUUUAUUGCCACGCAGAAACCUUCAAAGGCAAGUUGAGGGUUGGGACUUUUGGAACACGUUUCUUGACCUGGUGGGGGAAUCUGUGGAGGGCGACAGAAUGGCAGAAACUGGUGCGGGGUGUGAGGAAUAGGACUCUAUUUUUUGUUUUUUUCUCUCUCCCUUUUAACUUGAUUCAGAGCAGGCAAACGUUCAACAGGUACACCUCUCUCCCUGCUUCUCCAAGCCCAGCAAAUUCUUAGCUUGUUUAUCAUUAAUAGAACUAUUUAUUGAUGCCUUCGCACAACAGACGCAUCAGGGGCACGCAACGCUAAUGGAAAAGAAAAAAAUUAAAGCCACAUGACAAGGCAAAGCGGUUAUACUGAUAAUAAAACUGCCCCUCUUGAAAUUCUGCCUGCGCAACUGCACCUAACAGCAGGAAAGGGAGAAAAAAAGAAAGGUGGCACAGGAUGGGGAAGGGGGGGUGGAAAGAAAUGAUAAAAGCUGCUCACAGAGUCUGGGUUGUGCCUGCCGUUAGUCCUGCUCAGAGUAGACCCAUUGAAAUGAAGGGGGCUGAGGUUGCCCUGAUUUGCAUUGGACGGCAGCUUGCUCUGCUGUCAUCCAGUGUUGCAGUCCAGAGUUUGGGAGCAUAGCUGCCAACGUUUUCCCUUUUUAAAAGGGAAAUUCCCUUAUUCCGAAUAGGAUUCCUCACAAGAAAAGGGAAAAAUUGACAGCUGUGUUUGGGAGAGAAGAAGGAUCUGGAGGGAAGUCAAGGCAGGAUAGAAACGGCACAGAUUUGCCAAGCUCAUGGUAAACAUUCUUGCUUUAAAACGAAGUGUGGUGCUGAUAAUGCCGAGGUCGUAGGUUCGAUCCCCAUAUGGGACAACUGCGUAUUCCUGCACUUUCAGGGGGUCAGACUAGAUGAUCCUCAGAGUCCCUUCCAACUCUACAAUUCUAUGAUCCUAAGCAAAAUUUGAUAUUCCUUCCUCCUCCCCGCCCCAGGAGCAUCGCUCAGCAUUUAAAACAUCAGGCUCAGAUUCGGAUUGGUGGAUUUGCAUGUGGGUUGAUCGUCUGUCCUUAACCAAGUUGGUGUGCCUAAUAGAAACACAGGCAGCUGUUUUAUGCAGAGUCAGGCCACUGGGUCCAUCUAGUAUCGUUGACACUGACUGGCAACAGCUCUCCAGGGUCUCUCCCAGCCUUACCUGAACAUACAUACUGGGGAGUGAACACCCACUCAGCCGCAUCUAAAUUCACCUUUUGCGCUUUCUGCGAUGCUGCAGAUUAGAGUGGCCGAAGGUGCGUAAGUUCACCCACGAAAGCUUUUGCUCCUUGCGAGGAGGAGAUGUUCCCUCUUGACAUUUCCUUUUUCCUUCCUUGACGCAGCAACACUCCAGGAACAAAAGUGCUCUCAACCCACAAACCUGUCGAUUACAUUUGCGCUCGCUAAUUAAAUUAGCCCCGAUCCGGCUAUAAACAACGCCGGCCGUCUAUUGCUGAAUUAUUUCAGAUUUAUCUCCCGACCUUCAUCGAUUUUGCUCCCUUCUGAAAUUCUGGGUAUACUGAGAUGUUGGGCGAUGGCAAAAGUGUGCUCACUCAGGAACAUGUAGAUGUGUAGUGGGUUUUAAGGGGGGAUCGUCGGUUUGCUCUGAGCCUGCCAGCACACUUGGCAACUGUGGAAGUGGAGCAUGCUUGGUGAAGUCCAUUGAGUUCAAUAGGUCUACUCUGAGUACAGCUAGCGCUGGACAUCCCCCUGUAAAGCCUCAAAGUUGCAUUUCCCAGUUUUCCAGGGGUGUGCAAAGAAUCGCCUCUCCCCAUAUGAACUGACCCAAACCUUGUGAUCAGCCUCUGAGGGCCUUCUUCAUGUGCCACACAGUACCCCUUCCACAUUUAUAAGAACUUGAUUGUUUAGUGUGGCAGCACCUGCACUUUGGAACUCCCUGCCACUUGAGAGCAAUUAGGUGCCUUUGCUUUUCUCUUUUCGGCACCUGCCAAAAACCAUUCUUCUUUAGACAAGCGUAAGACAGUUGAGGUGAUUUCCAGCUGUUUUGAAUUUUGUAUGUCUUUAAGCAUGGGUGUGAAUUUUUCUCGGUUUUAUUAUUUCAUCUUUUUGUAAACCGCUUUGAGGGUUUUUUUUUUAUCAAGCAGUGUAUGAAAUGUAUGAAAUAAAUGAAUGGGUUGCACCAAACGAGCUGAAUCGUUAUUAUUUAAUUUGCGCAGAACAGACAAUGUUAAAUGCGUAGCAUUGGCGGUGUAACAUAAUAAUAAAUUUUUAUUUAUACCCCGCCCUUCCCGGUUCAGGGUGGCUGACAACAAAUUUAAAACACUUAAUUGAUGCAACAAAAAACAGCAUAAAAUACAGUAUAAAAUGUGAAUAACAAUAAAUUCAGAAUUCAAAAAUAAAUUUAGGGGGGAAAUCCAUCCAAUAAACAUUAGAUGAUCACCAGGGCUAGCUGGCUAAAUUAGUUCUAUUUGGGACAGUGAGGAGACCAGGGGAGAACAUAAGCCAAAACUUUAAAAUGAUCGCAGUCCUCUGCCCCGAGCAGCUUACAAUCGCGUUGCCAACAGUCUGACUGUAACAGGCACAUAGAGGAGAGGACUGGAAAGGGAGCCAACAUUAACAGGGGGUGACUGUGAGCCGGCAUGCCGAGUCCGGCUCUCUGCAGCUCAUGCUUUGCUGAAUUUCCUCUGUGUGUGCCAUCCUUAAAGGCCUUUUCCUCCUCCUCCUCCUUGCUCUCCCCGCAGGCAAAUCCUGGAAGGCUUUAACCCUGUCCCAGAAGCGGCCGUACGUGGAAGAGGCCGAGAGGUUGCGGGUGCAGCACAUGCAAGACUACCCCAACUACAAGUACCGGCCGCGGAGGAAGAAGCAGAUCAAGCGGAUCUGCAAGCGAGUGGAUCCGGGUUUCCUGCUGGGGCACCUCUCAAGGGACCAGGACUCCGCGCCAGAGAAACACAGGGUGGCUGGAGAGAAAGACCGGCAGGCUGACUACUCUCCCGGUCCGGUGCUGCCCAGCCUCGGGAGAUACCGGGAGGUUCAGAGCAGCGGCGCUGGUACCCCCAUGGACACCUACCCCUACGGCCUGCCCACCCCCCCAGAAAUGUCCCCCUUGGAUGUGAUAGACCCUGAGCAGAGCUUCUUCUCCUCCGCCUGCUCCGAAGACCCUUGCCGCUCCAACCUGCUCGGGGGCCCCUACUCUCUGGAGUACACCGGUGGCUCCCUGCAGUGCGGCCGCCCUCUGGGCCACCUGCCCAUCUCUCAAACCGCCCACCCUGCUUCUUCCCCUUGCUCGGCUCCCCCCUCAUGCAACUACUACCCCCCUCCAUCUUUCCACCCGGCUAUGCAGCCCCAUGGCCUCCACCCUCACCUGGGCCAGCUGUCGCCGCCUCCUGAGCACCACCAGAACUUCGACAGCCUGGAACAACUGAGCCAAGCGGAGCUGUUGGAGGAGAUGGACCGCGAUGAGUUUGACCAGUACCUGAAUGCCCCCGGACACCCGGAGCCUGGUGGGUUGGUGGUCAAUGGGCAUGUCCAGGUGUCUCAGGCGCCGGGCGGCUCCCAUUCCUCCGAGACCAGCCUCAUUUCCGUCCUUGCCGACGCGACGGCCACUUACUACAACAGCUACAGCGUUUCUUAGGCCCAUGGGGCGAGAUCAGCUCCACAAGCUGACUGAGGACAGGCUUUGGGGUGUUUUGCCGGAUGAUAAAAACCUGUGUGCCAGCUUUGGCCUCGCUCUACCCUUUCUCCUCAGGGUUUCUCUCCCCCGUCUGAUCUGAAUUCGCCUUGGACGUUGCCUGCUAGGCUUAAGGACUCCUAACAUCUUAACUUCAGAAAGGCCGUUUGAAAGUUUUAGUUUGAAAGGCCUUUUCGGUUCCACUUCAAAGGGCCGUGGGAACCUUUUGAUGGCCAGAUGCGUCUUAAUCAGGAAGCAUUCUUGUCCCUCCCACUGGAUCGAAGGGUCUACUCUGAUUUUUAGGGUGAUUGGAGGGGCAGGGGAACCAUGCGGAAUUCUUGCCACAAUAGGGGCCUGAAAUGCUUGGGGGUGCCCACGUUGGAUUUGCAAACUGGAGUCGAAGAUGGAGAACUCAAAAUUGGCCUCUAUGUUGAUCUGAGCAGUUUCCUUCCCACCCUUUAACUCUCGCCCAGGCAGCAGGGGAACAAAAAUAAAUCUGGAAAGUGAAUCUGCUUGGCUGCUCCUCUUGCUUCUCUAAGACAGCAAUCGCCAUAACCAAAGAUGUUCUUGGGUGUAACGCCUUAGAACUAACUCCUAGGCCAACGGUGGGGAGACCUGUGUCCCUCCAGCUGUUGCUGGACACAAGCACCUUUGUCCCCUUCAGCAUGGCUGGUGAUCGGGGAUGAUGGGAACUGUAUUCCGGCAGCAUCUGGAGGGCCAAAGCUUUUCACCUCCCUGACCUAGGCGGCCCCUGUUAAACGGAGUGUGGUUUGUGCCUUGGUACCAUCAGGCAAGGCUGGAUCUACACCAGGGGUCAGCAAGGUUUAUCUUGCCUGGGCCGGAUCGGUCCCACGGAGAUCCCUCCGUGGGCCAGAUUGUGAGUGCGCACGCCUGUGAUUUUUGGCGUGUGUUCGCCUGCAAUUUUCGGCAUCUGCCUCUGCGGAGAUGUGAUUUUUGGCACUGCGGAAGCGAGUCCCUGUGCCGUGUUGCGCUGAUUUAGUGCCACACGCAAGCAGGCAGCUCCACAGGCUGCUUCUGGCCCAUGGGCCUUAGGUUGCUGACCUCUGAUCUACACCGACAUGUUAAAUGUCAUUUCCCCCUACUGGAACAAUCUUAGAUAUGUCAUUCUAAAACGACACAGGGCAUACUUGUCAAUUAAAAUGUUUUUCACCUCAGUCCCAGUCCCCCCGGUCAAAUGUAAGUAAUCCCCGACUGGUUACCGGUUACUACACUCCUCCGCUCCAGUUUCACAUUUUAAUUCUUCCUUCCUCUCUCUCUCCUUCAGUUCAGGGGAAACUGAACACCGCCCCUCGAAUACCAUUGGAACAGGGUGGGGUUGUCUGCUGGAGUUUGAAUGGAGUAAAAAAAUAAUAAGUAAAACACAACAUGGGGACAUAGGAACAGUGUUUCACCGAUAGAGCAGUAAAAAACAUUUAAAAAUUAAGUGAUAAGAAAGACAAGGCAAUGAUGUGUUAUGAACGUAGAACGUCAUGUGUCCCUCUGAGUCAUCGAAACCAUUCCUUAACGAUCCCUUGACGUUAAAAACCAUGAGUGUAGAUCCGCUUCAGGUCUUCGUAACAGAGUAAUGCAGGAGGUCUAUGCUCAGAUUUCUGUCCUUUCAUUCCUUUUCGUGGGGCUGGUGUGGGAUAGUUUCUCAGGUUGAAGCCAGAAAUAGCCCGUCAGAAGGGUACCUGCCACCAACUACAAAACCUCUUUUUAAAAAUGAUGUUAGUAGGACGAAUAUUCACACUUUGGAACCGAUACCUCUCUCCUCCACUCCAUAAAAUCUGACCAUCAGCAUUGCAAUAACUCCUUUGUAGAUAUGGACUUAUUUGAAAGGCUGAUUUUAGCACCUGUAUUUUCAAACUGGGGAGCGUAGUUCAUGUAGAAAGCAGUGAGGGGUUGGUUUGUUUGUUUUUAGGUAGGGCAAGAUCCCUGAAAACGUAGCUGUUUCACCCCUGGGAGAAAGUGCAUGCUUGAGUGAUAAGUCAUCAGGAUUGCUGAUCCCCAGAGCAAUCACAGCAGCAGGAAGAGAAGGGAUACUACAGGACUCCUCAAUGAUGGGUGCAGCAUUUCUGGAAAUAAAAAAUAAAAUGCAGUAAUGCCACCAAGUCUCAACAUGCGCCCUGCAUCUUGGGAAACACAAAAAUCCCUUAAGUGCGCCUUGUGAAAGGCAACCUUUGCAUCAUGUUUUUUUUUCCCCAGAGCAAGGGUGAAGUUGGUCGACUUCCAGGGAUGUCAGUCUUUUAUGCAUGCAUCUCCAGAAUGACUAAGCUGCACAGGGAGAAAUUCACUUCUGACGCUUGGCGCAGGAUCCUUCCCUGGCGAAAGGGACCCACUCGGUUCUCCUCCAUAGCAAGAAAGCAGAGAGAGAGAGAGCGCUGCUGGUCCAGCCCAUUUGGGCCAGCAUUCUGUUCUCACAGUAGACAACAUGAAACCUGCAAGCAGAUAUUGAGCAUAAUACCACUUUCCUCACCUAGAUGUUGUUGAUGUUUAGUUGUUUAGUCGUGUUCCAACUCUUCGUGACCCCCUGGACCAGAGCACGCCAGGCCCUCCUGUCUUCCACUGCCUCCCGCAGUUUGGUCAGACUCACGCUGGUAGCUUUGAGAACACUGUCCAACCAUAUUUUCCUCUGUUGUCCCCUUCUCCUUGUGCCCUCCAUCUUUCCCAACAUCAGGGUCUUUUUCAGGGAGUCUUCUCUUCUCCCGAGGUGGCCUAAGUCUUGGAGCCUCAGCUUCAGGAUCUGUCCUUCCAGUGAGCACUCAGGGCUGAUUUCCUUCAGAAUGGAGAGAUUUGAUCUUCUUGCAGUCCAUGGGACUCUCAAGAGUCUCCUCCAGCACCAUAAUUCAAAAGCAUCAAUUCUUCACCUAGUUAUUCUUUGACUCCAGUGCCUGGCAUUCAAGGUUACACUGCCUCUGAACUUGGAGGUUCUGUUUAGAUCAUCAAGCCUUUGAGACGUCUGUCCUCAGUCAAUCUGCCCUAAGCCCCUUCUCAGGUUCUUCGAGUCACUGGCAAUGGUGGCAACUCAAGCAGUGAAUGCUCAAUGUUUUCUGUGCCUCCUGCAAAGAAGCAUUUUAUUUUGUCCGCCAGGAGUUGACUGCUCAUCAGCCUUGCUUGGUGACCCCCAGAUCUCAUCUGGGAGGAGGAGGAGAAGGAGGAAGCAAAUUUCUCCCUCUAACCCCAGAUUUCUUCUCACCAUGCAUACUUUCUAUAAACCUCUGUUUACAUUUCAUCAACAGAUAGUACCGAAUUAGGGUAUUUUCAACGGGGACCAGUGCUUCAGAGCAGACCGUUUGCUAGGCAAGGUGAAGUUUGGAUGCUCUCUGAGAGCCCUGACAGAAGUGACCUGGUGACCAUCCAACUGUCUCCUCUAAGAAAUCUUUCCCCCCCGAAACAGCUGCCCAAUGAUGGCAACAGAGAAAGUGGACACACCCAGAGAGAAAAUCCCCUCUUUCGUAAGGCCAGAACUGACGGGCAUCCAAUGCAGCUGAAUGUUGGAAGGUUCAGGCCAGAUAAAAGGAAGCAUUUCUUCAAGGAAUGCCAUAGUUCACCUGUGGAACUCCCUGCCACACGAGGCAGCUGUGGCCACCAACUUGGGUGGCUUUGGAAGAGGAUUAGACAAAUUCCUGGAGGAGGAAGGGCUCUUGUGCCCAGGUCCUGCUUGCAAGUUUCCCACAGGCAUCUGACUGGCCACUGCGGAGGAGACGGUCCACUGUUCUGACCCAGCCAGCUCUUCUAAGGUUCUUAAUCGGCCUUCCCUAGAAGCUCCCAGUCUUCCAAGCCAGCUCGUUCCAUCACUUAAUGCAGGCUUCCUCAACCUCGGCCCUCCAGAUGUUUUGAGACUACAAUUCCCAUCAUCCCUGACCACUGGUCCUGCUAGCUAGGGAUCAUGGGAGUUGUAGGCCAAAAACAUCUGGAGGGCUGAGGCUGAGGAAGCCUGACUUAAUGGCUCUCUUGGCAGUGACGUUUUUGCCCAAACCUUUUAAUCCAAAUCAAAACAAAAAAACUCCUUCCAGUAGCACCUUAGAGACCAACUAAGUUUGUUCUUGGCAUGAGCUUUUGUGUGCAUGCACACUUCUUCAGAUACACUGAAACAGAAGUCACCAGACCCUAAUAUAUAGUGAGAGGGUGGGGAAGGUUAUUACUCAGAAGGGUGGUGGGAAUGGGUGAUUGGCUGAUAGGUGUGGUAAAACAGUUGACGACUGUUAACAACUGCAAUUGGUCUUACAGGAAAAAGCAAGGGUUGAGAUGGCCAAAAAUAGCUUUAUCAUGUAUAAUGAGAUAAGAAUCCAAGGUCUCUAUUCAGACCAGGUCUCUCCAUGGUUUUAAGUUUGGUAAUAAGUUGCAAUUCAGCAGCUUCUCUUUCCAGUCUGUUUCUGAAAUUCUUUUGUAAUAAGACAGCUACUUUGAGAUCUUGUGUAGGGUUAGGGUUAGAUCUUUCUCAUCCCUUGCUUUUUCCUCACCCUUCUGAUUAACACCCCCCCAACCCUCCCACUAUAUAUAAGGGUCUAGUGAUUUUUGUUUCAGUGUAUCUGAAGAAGUGUGCAUGCACAAGAAAGCUCAUACCAAUAACAAACUUAGUUGGUCUCUAAGGUACUUGUUGUUGUUUAGUUAUUUAGUCGUGUCUGACUCUUCGUGGCCCCCUGGACCAGAGCAUGCCAGGCACUCCUGUCUUCCACUGCCUCCCGCAGUUUGGUCAAACUCAUGCUGGUAGCUUCAAGAACACUGUCCCACCAUCUCGUCCUCUGUCGUCCCCUUCUCCUUGUGCCCUCCAUCUUUCCCAACAUCAGGGUCUUUUCCAGGGAGUCGAGUCUUCUCAUGAGGUGGCCAAAGUCUUGGAGCCUCAGCUUCAGGAUCUGUCCUUCCAGUGAGCACUCAGGGCUGAUUUCCUUCAGAAUGGAUAGGUUUGAUCUUCUUGCAGUCCAUGGGACUCUCAAGAGUCUCCUCCAGCACCAUAAUUCAAAAGCAUCCGUUCUUUGGCGAUCAGCCUUCUUUAUGGUCCAGCUCUCACUUCCAUACAUCACUACUGGGAAAGCCAUAGCUUUAACUAUACAGACCUUUGUUGGCAAGGUGAUGUCUCUACUGGAAGGGUUUUUUUAAUUUUUGUUUCGACUAUGGCAGACCAACACGACUACCUACCUGUAACGAGAACUUUUAAUCCAAAUGUAACUGGGGGGGGGGCUUUUUCCGCCCCCCCCAGCUCCUGUGCUUUGUGCCUCUGGAACAUCUUUUUCAGUAUGGAGAGGAGCUGUUGUCUCAUCUCCUCCUGCGUCAUUUGUUUUUGUCCUGGUCAGCAUUCAUUAAAUUAGAUGGUAGGGUGACAAGCAAACCACUCCCUGAUCCGCCACUCUGGGCCAUUUCCACACUUCAUGAAACGGCUCUUUGUAGGCCCAGCGUGGCAGAUCAGGUCAGGGUGUGGCUUGUCAUCCACAAGCACUCCUCCAGCUUCACGUUGCUUUGCACGACAUGCCGUGCUCUCGGUGUGGCAAGAAAACCAGAGAGGUUUCCAUGUCCCGGCCAUCUGCAGCAGCCGUUGUGUUGCAAGUCGAACCAUCCCAUUCUUCUCUGAAUCUAAACCAGGGUUUCUCAAACUUGGGUCUCCAGCUGAUGUUGGUCUACAACUGCCGUCAUCCCUAGCUAGCAGGAUCAGUGGUCAGGGAUGAUGGAAAUUGUAGUCCAAAAGCAACAGGAGGCCCAAGUUUGGAAAACCCAGCGAGGCUCCUCUUAGUUUCUACCGAGACGUGUUUGUCCUACGAAAUGUGCAAGAGUUUGAAUUUUGCAGUGCCACCCCUCAACCAAACAGUCUGUGCACUGUUGCAUAUAUUAGGGAAAGUGCACCCAAAAUGCAUAUCUUAGCAAAAAAAAAACCCACCACAUUUUAUCGGGGGAAGCAGCCUGCCGAAAUGUGUACGUUACUCAAAAACUGGAUGCAAAAAAUGUGUUCAUUCAGAGGAAUUGGCGCUGAAGUGCGGAUGAAUUUUCAUGAGGAAUAAUAAUUUCAAAAAUGCAAAUUUCUGCCAGUGGAAAAACGAGAAAAUGAAAAGAUCCUUCCGGUCCUGCUUUGUAUGUUUCAUUUUGCGGUGCGCACGUGAGUUGCGCACUGAAAAUGUGUGUCUUUUAAAUUGGAACUUAAGGGGGGGGAAACAGGAAUUAUCUUUCCUUUGGCAGAGACGGCAGGCAAAUUCUCACCCUGUCUCUCUAAAAGGGACAUUUCCCAUGUAAGCAGCUAUGUUCUGGCAGCCUCUGUGGUCCAGCCUCUCCAAAGAUUUUGCCAUUUUGCAAGACGAGAAGUUGUUGUCCUUGUUUCUUCCCGCGAUCCGGCGACUGCUCCCACACUGUUCCAACCCCACUGACGUGAGUGGGAAUGCCAUAGAGUAAAUGAUUUACGGCCCCGUCUUUAAAACUCACCGCCCAAGUUAAAUGUGUGUCGAGGGUGCGGUUUCAUGAGCAGACUAAAAUUCGGGGGGCCUUGCAGAAAUAGUGUGUCAGUUUUGCAGGCUGACGCUGCCAGUUGAAAAGUUCAGACGUUUCAGGUGUUUUGCGAUUCAUUUCAGAGGCUGGCUAUUGGGAUAGCAUAUUCUCAGAGAUGUGAUUCAUUCGUGUGCUCCAGGGCUGAGUCUUGGCUUUAACUAGAUCCCCUGACUGUGUGAAAUUAAUUAAUUUAACAGCCUGUUCUGCACACACACACACACACACACCCAAGUAAUCUUCUCCGUUUCACAUCCAAACGUCUUCCUCAUCGCUGGCACAAAGUCUCUGCAAAGCUUUGUUGGAAAGGAUUCCACAACCUCACAACGCUCUGGUGUUUUUAUCAAACUGUCACUGAAGGAAGAUGCUUUUGAUGUUUUAACUUGUCCCUUUCCCCGCAUCAGUGUAUCUCUGCCUGAAAUGACAUUGUACAUAUCUGCUUCACAGGAUCUCCCCCUUGUCCACCAUUUCUGGGACUUUCUUGUAUUGGUGGAAAUUGACUGGUUCCUGCUCCCUCCUUUGCUAAUCAGUUAUUUAAUAGAGUUAUUCUUAUUGUAAUGAUUACUUAGCGGGUUUAUAUCAUUCUUGUUUUUGUUUUUGUUUUUCUAAUAAUGUCCCUGAAGUGUGUGAUUUAAUAUACAAAUAAUACUUAUAUAUAUAAAAAUAUAUAUAAAAAUAAAUGAAUUAAACACCACAAUGUUUAAGCUAAAACGUUCCUUUUAAUUUUGCUUCCCUCUGUGAUCUUAAGUGUGGACAUUUUCCGUUGGCAUAAAGUAUUUAAGUUAAAUAAAUGCAUUUUUAUAUGAAAAUUGUCAAUCUUUUCUGGAGAGCAGAAGGCUUGGGGAAGGUGGAUUCUCGUUCCUUUAUUUUUUCUGUUGUCACAGAGAUAAAAGGCCACACACUACAUUUGAAACACUGUUACUGAAAUUCUUCUAUAAAAUAUUAAUAGAAAACAAAAUUUAAAAGAAGAGAAAUACAUUUAAAGCGCUAUAAUGCCAUUUUAAACAGAUGUGGCACCCCCUAAAAAAGUUCUGGGAGCUGUAGAGUAAUAGAUACUGAAAUUUGUUAGGAUCCCCCUCCCAGAGUUCCCUGAGGACAGGGAUUGAUUGACAAACGACUCAGGGAAUUGUAGCUCAGGCAUGGGGUGGGGCUGAACAAGGGUUUCCUAGCAACUCUCAGCGCCUUUCACAAACUAUAGCUCCCAUAAUUCUGUGGAGGAAGCCAUGGCUGUUUAAAGCAGCGGUUCUCAAAGGGUGCGGCAGGAGAGGAUGGCAAGUGUGGCAGGAAGAUUCAAGGGCAAUCAAAGAAACAUUUAAACAUAGAAUUGUAGAGUUGGAAGGGACCGCUAGAGUCAUCUAGUCCAACCCCCUGAAAUGCAGGGAUCUUUUGCCCAAUGUGGGACUCAAACCCCCAACGCUAGUAUUAAGAGUCUCAAGCUUCAGUGUAGUGUAGUAGUAGUUGCGUGGCGAGUUCCCGUCCCCCCCAGUGAAAAUAAAGACACAUGACACAAUUAUUUAAGGUUAAUGGGCUAAAUAUGGCCACAACUUUAUUGGUUACGGGUGAUGAGCGGUAUUGGCUUAGGCAUUGGUCCUAACCGACUAUAUCCAACUCCAGCCUGUCUGCUUGAAGUCCGGGAAGGGUUAACCACCGGUAGGGGAGUCCUGCUGAUGCACAUCAACUAGGAAACCCCAGGGUCACCAAAAGGGGACGUGCCUUAGGCCCUCACCUCCAUAGGCUUCGGACAGGGCCACGCCCCCCGGAAUCCUGUAACGGAAGACCCUUCAAUAUGUGGGGCAGGUGAUGGCGUUUCCUCCCCUCUUCCAUCUACAAAACAAUACCAAUACCAAUGCCUAAUUGCCAAUACCAAGAAAGUUGUGAAGAUUUGCUAUGAGGUAGGUGAAAACCAAGUGGCUGGUGCCAAUUUGCCAAGUGGAAAAAUUCCUACCAGGCCCCUCAAUGGCGACCAACCAAGGUCCAUAGCAAGGUCAAGGAACAAAAACCUUGUAGGGCAGGAGGGUGGGAAACAGGAACAGCUGGUAGGCGGGAAAAGAGGGAGAUCUUCGGCCGCGCCUGCAUUUAAAUCAGGCGGGCCACUCCUCCAAGCCAGCUGAUUGGUUGGCCAGGGGGUGACAUGGCCAGGGAUUCCCCCAAUCGUGUGGGGACUGGGCUCCAGCCACCGCGCACAUGGUGGGGCCAUGACGUCAGCAAUCUCAUCUCCUCUGCAGGGCGGAAGUGCAUAGUAAUAAUAAUAAUAAUAAAUUUUAUUUAUAUCCCGCCCUCCCCAGCCAAAGCCGGGCUCAGAGAGGCUAACAUCAUACAAGUAAGACAGUGCAUAAAAACAAGCGAUCAAUAAAUUAAGAUACAUCCCACAAUUAAUUCAAACAAAUUAAAAUUAAAGUUUAAACUGGACAAGUGGCAAUUUUCAGGUUAAAAUUGAAGGCAGUUACCAACUGUAUUAUAAGCACCUGUGAGCGGGCUGGGAACCUCCUUCGUGCUUGUUCUUAUACAAAGAGAAAAUGAGUACAAGGAGUAUAGCAUCAAAUUAUUUUUUUGUUGUCUUUAGUUGUGCUCUGUGUUAGGGUUGCCAUAUUUCAGAAAGUGAAAAACCAGGACACCCCUGAAUUGUUUAACUUUCCUUAAGGAAAACCCCCAAACUGUUGAGUUUUGUUUUGUUUUUUACAGAGACUCCGGAAAGACACAACUUUUGAUUUACUUGCUUAAGAUGCAAUUCAAAGCACCUUUGAAAUCCCAGUAAUGUCCAAGAAAAUCUGGAUUUGUAUGUUAGCCCUAUUCUAAAUCAGGCACUGAUGGAAGUUUCUUCUUUUCAUUUUCCGAUGUAUUUCUUGCCCCGCCCCCCCAAUUGAUGUGGCACAAGCAAAUUUUUAUUCCGAAAGUGUAGAGUGGAGAAAAAAGUUUGAGAACCAAGUGAUAUCAUUGUGUUUUAAAUGGAUGGUGUGGAUGAGGCCUAAGUUCCUUACCUUUCAGAUGCGUAAAGGUAAAGGCACCCCUGACCAUUAGGUCCAGUCGUGGCCGACUCUGGGGUUGCGGCGCUCAUCUCGCUUUAUUGGCCGAGGCAGCCGGCGUACAGCUUCCGGGUCAUGUGGCCAGCAUGACUAAGCCGCUUCUGGCAAACCAGAGCAGCGCAUGGAAACGCCGUUUACCUUCCCGCCAGAGCGGUACCUAUUUAUCUACUUGCACUUUGACGUGCUUUCGAACUGCUAGGUGGGCAGGAGCAGGGACCGAGCAACGGGAGCUCACCCCGUCGCGGGGAUUCGAACCGCCGGCCUUCUGAUCAGCAAGUCCUAGGCUCUGUGGUUUAACCCACAGUGCCACCUGCGUCCCUUUCAGAUGCAUAGCUUCCCCCAAAUAAUCCAGGGAGCUCAACUCCCCACCAGUGCCACAAAGCUACAAUUCCCAGCACCCUUAACAAACUACACUUCGCCGCAUGCUUUGGACGAAGCCAUGCACUUCAAAUGCGCUUUAAAUGUAUGCUGUGUGCAUGACACACACAUACAGUGGUACCUCAGGUUAAGAACUUAAUUCGUUCCUAACCUGAAACUGUUCUUAUCCUGAAGCACCACUUUAGCUAAUGGGGCCUCCUGCUGCCGCCGCGCCACCGGAACACAAUUUCUGUUCUCAUCCUGAAGCAAAGUUCUUAACCCAAGGUACUAUUUCUGGGUUAGCGGAGUCUGUAACCUGAAGCGUAUGUAACCUGAAGCGCCUGUAACCCAAGGUACCACUGUAUUCACAAAACUUUAGCAAAGAGGGAGGAUGUUCAUGGGAUUUUCUCUCUUUGGAUGCAUUAACACUGAAUCACCUCAGCCUAGAGGGAAGUACCAGCAUCAAUUAACUUCAGCAAAUUAUAGAUUCAUAGAAUUGCUGAGUUGGAAGGGAGCCUGCAACGGAGGAAGGAAGUCCUUCUGGUAGGACUGUUAUACGUCCAUGUUUUCCCAGACGUAUACGGGAUUGACCCACUGGAGAGAGUGUCUGGGUGAAAUUUCAGAAAAUCUCAAAAAAAUCUGGGGAAACCCAGAGGUACGGCAGCCUUACCAUAUUGGAAGUGUUGUGUUUUUGUUGAAUUUCCUUAAAAUAGCUGAAUGAAAAAGUCCAUUCCAAUUAUAAUAAUAUAAUAAAAAUAAUGUAUUGUUUUUACCCCGCCCAUCUGGCUGGGUUUCCCCAGCCACUCUGGGCGGCUUCCAACAAAGUAUUAAAAUACAGUGGUCUGUUAAACAUUAAAAGCUUCCCUAAACAGGGCUGCCUUCAGAUGUCUUCUAAAAGUCUGGUAGUUGUUCUUCUCUUUGACAAAUCUGGUGGGAGGGCGUUCCACAGGGCGGGUGCCACUACCGAGAAGGCCCCCUGCCUAGUUCCCUGUAACUUGACUUCUCGAAGUGAGGGAACCGCCAGAAGGCCCUCGGCGCUGGACCUCAUUACUCUUUUAGAGAUUUUUUGGGGGGGAGAAUCUCAACAACUGUCCCCCAAAAAGCUCAACAACAACAUCAAAUUAUUUAUAACCCGCCCCAGGCACUCUGGACGGCUCCCAAUAGAAUAUUAAAAACCUGAUAAAACAUCAAACAUUAAAAACUUCCCUAAACUGUCCCCUUGGAACUGGCAGAGAGCAUUAUUACUCUAGGUGCAUUUAUCCACAACUUAUUUUAAUUGUUCAGUUCAACAGCACCCCCUCCCUCACAUACACACAGCCAGGGAAUACUGGAGAGCCACAACGGAGCAGGGUUGUGGAGGAGAUCUUCCCGGAAAGUUUCCUUCGCUGCUAUUUACGCCCUUGGUUCUCCAGAUGGAACAAAAGCGAAGUGCAUGUUAAAAGCGAUGGUCUGGUUUGCUUGUUUGUUUAUUUCAUAAAAUUCAUAUGCCACUUGGUUGUCAUAAAAACCUCAAAGUGGGUUACGGAGAGAAUAAAGCAAGUAAAUAGUUAAAAACAUUCCAGGGAAACAAAAUCAGCAAUGAAAUAAAAACGGAUUAAAACACACGCCAACGUUCUACACAUCUGAGUAGACCUAUCUAAACAAAAAUGUUUUUAGCAGGCACCAAAGAGCACACAGCUUGAUAUCAAUAGGCGGGGAGUUCCAAAGUGUAGCCACUGCCGGACUAAAAAAUGAUUUCUUACAAACGUGGAACAGGUAUUAUGUGGGACUUGCAAUAGUGCUGGUUCUGUGGUGAUGGCAAGAGGUUAUUACCGUACUUUUCCGUGUAUAAGACUAGGUUUUUUUUACUCUGAAAUACUGUUCAAAAUCUGGGCUCGUCUUAUACAUGGAUAGUAUCUCCCCCCAUUUUCUUAAAUCGGAGUCCCCCAAAAUAUGGGGCGUCUUAUACAUGGGGGUGUCUUAUAGACGGAAAAAUACGGUAUAGCCCCAUUGAAAUGCAUUGGGGAUGCCUCUCUUACUUCAUCUGCCAGCCCUAGGAACUGCUGCGGAAGGAAUCGCAUUAAAUAUCGAGCAAUUCUGAGAACAUGGGAAACCUCAAGAAUGCAAUGCAGAGGCGGUUUGUCGAUCUGCGUUCGUGUGUUGCUUUGAAGAGGGUUUAUGCAACUGCUGGGCGGUACGAUGCUAUCUUCGUGAUAAAGAAGCUAUCGACAUCUUUUGCCUCACCUGCAAUCGAGGCACUUUGAAUGAGCCUAUUCUGCAUCUUAGGUCUGGGUAGAGAAAACCAGCGGUUGCCAAAUAGUUCAUCCUCCCUGCCCCCCCCACGCCCCCCUGCUAAAAGGCACCCAUCAAUCAACAAGCCGUUGAUAAACCUGGCGGGCUGAUGAUUGCGUCUCAACCUUUGCGAAGAGCAAUCUAACCGCACCAACCCAAUUAAGCCCAAUCAAGUAAUGAUAACGUUACAGGUCAUAAAAAAAUGAUGACAUGUUUGGACAUUGCUUCCAAAAGCAUUCCAUGUGCACAUCAGAGCAUCAGAAGAGACUGCAGGAUCAGGCCAAGGGCCUGUCUUAGUGCAGCAUCCUGUAGACCAGGCAUUUCCAAACUUGGUCCUCCAGCUGUUUGGGGACUACAGUUCCCAUCAUUCCUGACCGCUGGUCCUGUUAGCUGGAUGAUGGGAGUUGUAGUCCCAAAACAGCUGGAGGGGCAAGUUUGGCCCUGCCUGGUGUAGACAAUCAGAUGCUUCAAUGGGAACCAUUCAGAAAUGAGAGCCUUGCCCUCACAGCUAAAAGCCACUUCUCCAAACUAAAAAGCGGCAAUUGCGUUCCAUCGACCGCCCUUCUCCCCCCAAUCUCAGGGAAAAUCCAUGCCAUGGAACUGAGGUGGGUUAAACUGGCAUUCCCUGGGGACUGGUAGCUGAAACCCUACUGCUCAUUUCACAGCAGGGACAAUGGUACCAUCUCCCGGGAAGUUGUCCUAAAUGGCCUCGGCCCAGUAUACCUAAAGGAGCAUCUCCACCCCCAUCAUUCUGCCCAGACACUGAGGUCCAGCUCCGAGGGCCUUCUGGCAGUUCCCUCCCUGCGAGAAGCCAAGUUACAGGGAACUAGGCAGAGGGCCUUCUCGGUGGUGGCGCCCGCCCUGUGGAACACCCUCCCAUCAGAUGUCAAGGAAAUAAACAACUAUCUGACUUUUAGAAGACAUCUGAAGACAGCCAUGUUUAGGGAAGGUUUGUUUUUUUCCCCAAUGCAAAAUUACAACAAAAAUUACAAACACUGAAUCCAAAAUAAAACAGUGCAAACAAGGGGGGGAAAGCAAAACACAAGAGAAAAAAACAGACAAACAAAAAACAAAAGCACACUUCUACAAAUAAAACCAUAUCAUCAUUCUAAUCAUUAUGUACAUAUACACAUAUUGACUUCCUUCCUUUGUUCUAAGACCUCGAAAUUUUUACUCUUUCUAAAUUGUUGUGUCUAAUGUAGAUUACCUCUAUCUUUAUACUUUUUGCACCAUUUUUCUCUUUCUUUAACCCUGCAAAGCUUCAUUCGUUACAUACCAGUAUGCUUACUCCAGGGGAGAUUUUAAUGUUUGAUGUUUUAUUGUAUUUUUAAUAUUUUGUUGAAAGCCGCCCAGAGUGGCUGGGGAAACCCAGCCAGACGAGUGGGGUAUAAAUAAUAAGUUGUUUGUUUGUUUGUUGUUGUUGUCAAUCUUUUUCUCAGCGGGGGACGUGGUGUAUGUGUGUUAUGUUAGCAUGCAAGUCUGAGUUAAACUGCCGCUUUUAUUUUGGAAAAUAAAAUCCAAAACCCUGUUAACAAAAUAGCAAAACAACUUUUGGGUUCUCCAGAAAGAGUGGAGGAUUGACAGGGCUCAAUGAUCAGCUUGUCUAGAAGUCAGAUGUUCCAAGGAGGGCUGGGAAGUUGCUGUCCGCAAUGAGGCCUUCGUGAUCCUAGCGAGACAGAAGAGAAGAAGCUUUCUCCCUCUGGCACAUUUUUGCAGCGGCUGCUCUGCUAUGAAGCAAUUAAAGGCAGCGCCUUCCAACAGUGAGAGCCACAAAGAGGGAGGGAGACAGGAUUACCUGUCCAGUAUGGUGUAGUGGUUAAGAGCGGUGGACUCGUAAUCUGGUGAACCGGGUUGGAGUCUCCGCUCCUCCACAUGCAGCUGCUGGGUGACCUUGGGCUAGUCACACUUCUCUGAAGUAUCUCAGCCCCACUCACCUCACAGAGUGUUUGUUGUGGGGGAGGAAGGGAAAGGAGAAUGUUAGCCGCUUUGAGACUCCUGAAGGGGAGUGAAAGGCGGGAUAUCAAAUCCAAACUCCUCUUCUUCUUCUUCUUCUUCUUCUUCUUCUUCUUCUUCUUCAUGUGUAUGGCAUGACCCACCAGUUGGGCUGGAGAAGAAAUUCAAUUCAGUUCACGCUGACAGUCAAUCAUACCCAAUUUGCAAUUUCCAAGACAACCCACAAACCAAAACACAGCCAUCUUCUGAAAUCCCCACUUCUCUGAAUUUUGCAAUGCAGUUCUCCAGCCAAGCAAAAUUGCAGAUAGUUGGGUAAAGUGUGCAUGUUGUUGUUUAGUCAUUUAGUAGUGUCCGCCUCUUUGUGACCGCAUGGACCAGAGCACGCCAGGCACUCCUGUCUUCCACUGCCUCCCGCAGUUUGGUCAAACUCAUGCUGGUAGCUUCGAGAACACUGUCCAACCAUCUCGUUCUCUGUCGUCCCCUUCUCCUUGGGCCCUCCGUCUUUCCCAAUGUCAGGGUCUUUUCCAGGGAGUCUUCUCUUCUCAUGAGGUGGCCAAAGCACUGGAGCCUCAGCUUCAGGAUCUGUCCUUCCAGUGAGCACUCAGGGCUGAUUUCCUUCAGAAUGGAGAGGUUUGAUCUUCUUGCAGUCCAUGGGACUCUCAAGAGUCUCCUCCAGCACCAGAAUUCAAAAGC
This is a messenger RNA of Podarcis lilfordi (Lilford's wall lizard), 22472 nucleotides long. NCBI's taxonomy places the organism in Eukaryota, Metazoa, Chordata, Lepidosauria, Squamata, Lacertidae. The record is from the annotation of a GenBank genome assembly.